Molecule: messenger RNA, 5200 nt
Organism: Drosophila subpulchrella
Lineage: Eukaryota; Metazoa; Arthropoda; Insecta; Diptera; Drosophilidae
Gene: Myc
Product: myc protein
Exons: 3
Coding region: 667-2817 (716 amino acids)
Biological process (GO): regulation of transcription by RNA polymerase II
Molecular function (GO): RNA polymerase II cis-regulatory region sequence-specific DNA binding; protein dimerization activity; DNA-binding transcription factor activity, RNA polymerase II-specific
Source: RefSeq, a predicted model, not a curated record
GUGGCGUCGCGUGUUCAUCGCGACUUCAGUUCUCUCUUCGCUUUGUGGAUUUGGAUUUUUGGCUGUUUUCCGCCCGACAAAAAAACCCAAUCACUAUCACUAUAACUCUAACUAUAACUAUACUGUUCUAUAUAGUUGAUCCAGCGAGAAACGCGUUACUAAACCACAUAACUACACACACACACAAAAACACACCCACACACACCACCAACAACAACGACGACGAGAAAAUGUCACAUCAAAGUUAUAAUAGUGCUAAAAUCGCAGAAAUACCCCAAGAUCCCUAAAAUUAGAAAAAAAGGGAGGAAAACAAAAAAAAAAACGCGCAAAAUACAAAAAUCAUCAUCGAAAAGAAAAGAAAAACUUGUGAAAAACUAGAAAUACAAAACUAAGAAAAAAAAAAACAGCCAGUGCUAACUAAACGGGAAGAAUUUUUUUUGGUGUCCCUAUUUUUUGGUGUUUUUUUACUCCUCGAUUUUCCCCCUUUUGACGCAAAACGUGCGCAACAACACUUGUGAGACGGCGGGAACGGGAUACAAAUAGAUAAAGCCGAAAGCGACUGGAAAGCUAAGGAAACCCAACCAAAUUGGAUUACAAUUAAUUGAACAGAGACGGCAGCCGUUAGCACUCAGGAACUAAGAUAUUAAAAAAACCAGACUCGGCACAAUGUCUCUACCGAUCUUCGAAUUCCGGGUCGACGAUUUCCCAGUCCCCGACUUGUGGGACCUCUUCGAUACGGAUGUCCCCAUGUACGACAUGGACCCCCAGUCGGGGGUGUCCACAAUCCAUGGUGAUCUGGAGAAGCUCGGCAACGAGGAUAUGGGCUUCUCCGGCUACGAUACGGAGGAGGAUAUGAAGCCGGAAAUCCGUAACGGUGAUUGCAUGUGGUCCUCGAUGGCCACCUGUUUGAGCAGCGGUAAUAUGAUGGUAAACGGAUCCGGAUCCGGAUCUGGAACCGGUAACAACAGUGCAGCCUCGUCAUACAGUGAAAGCAGCGCCAUAGCCCUGGCCGUGGUAUCCGGCUCCUCAAAUCCCUACAGCUAUCAGCGAUCGCAGGCGACGGAUAAUACCAGCAGCAGCAGCAGCCAGUUGAAUCAACAGCAGCAGCAAAAUAUGCCGCUGACCAUCAAGAAGGAACCCUUGGAUCAGGACUAUCAGGUCAGCCAGAAGCGCCGGCGUUUAAGUGGCGGCGAUAAGAAGUCCCAGCACAUCCAGGAUGAGGACAUGUUAAUACCGCCCGGUGGAAGUCUCCUCCGCAAGAGGAACAACAUUACGACCAACAACAACCAGACAUUGGUGGGCGUGGGCGAGAACACGAAAUACCUGAGGCCCGAUACACCCCACAGUCUUACCGACGAGGUGGCCGCACCAGAAUUCAGACAUAAUGUCGAUUUGCGUGCCUGCGUGAUAGGCAGCAAUAAUAUUUCACUGACAAUCGAUGAUGGCGAUGACAAUUACAUUCAGCAGAUAAGCAGGGAUCUACAAAAUGUCGGCAAGGAUAAGCUCUCGAUGCAAUUCCCCACACCGGCAUUGAUCGAUGUCCUCGAUUUGGUUAGCCAGCAACAGAAUUCGACAACAAGCAGCAACAUCAACAACCAACAGCAGACAAACCAACAGAUUGACGAGCAACAGCAGGCCAUCGAUAUAGCCACUGGAUGCAGUACAGUGGGCUCUCCGCCGACAACCGGCUCUGAUUCCGAUUCAGAUGAUGGCGAAUCCCUCAACUUUGGACUGCGGCACCAUCGCAGCAGCCUGAGCAGUACGACGAAGGCGGCCAACAAAACCAGCAGCAGCAGCAACGGCAUGUUGCACAUGAUGCACAUCAGCGAUCACAGCUACACGCGCUGCAACGAUAUGGUCGACGAUGGACCCAAUCUCGAGACCCCCUCCGAUUCCGAUGAGGAAAUCGAUGUGGUCUCGUACACGGACAAGAAGCUGCCCACGAAUCCCUCGUGCCACGUGAUGGGCGCCCUGCAGACCAAGAUGGCCCACAAGAUCUCCAUCGAUCACAUGAAGCAGAAGACUCGCUACAACAACUUCAAUCUGCCGUACACGCCGGCCAGCAGCAGUCCGGUAAAAUCGGUGGCCAACUCGCGUUAUCCAUCGCCAUCGAGCACCCCGUACCAGAAUUGCUCCUCCGCCUCGCCGUCCUACUCGCCGCUGUCCGUGGAUUCGAGCAGUUCCAGCUCCAGUUCGCACUCGAGCUUCACCACCUCCAACAAACGCAAGCGAUCCUGCCUGAAGGCCCCAGGUGGCGUCUUCACAUCCAGCAGCAGCAGCAGCAGCGGUGUGGUCAUGGCCGGUGGCAUUAUGAUGGGCAAGAAGUGUCGCGGCAAGAAGGUGGUCAGUCCGUCGGCCUCCUCGUCGGGAAGCAUAUCCCCGCUGUCGGCCGGAUCCAAGGAUAUGGAUCCCAUGGAUCGUGCUUGGCAGCGACGCAGUGGUGGAGCCAGUGGCCUGACCUCUAGCCAAAGCAGCGGCAGCAGCAGUGUCCUCCGGAAGGACUUUGUCUUGGGCCUGGACGAGGCCGAUACGAUCGAGAAGCGUAAUCAGCACAACGACAUGGAGCGCCAGCGUCGCAUUGGCCUGAAGAACCUCUUUGAGGCUCUGAAGAAACAGAUUCCCACCAUCAGGGACAAGGAGCGGGCUCCCAAGGUGAAUAUCCUGCGGGAGGCGGCCAAGCUGUGCAUCCAGCUGACCCAGGAGGAGCAGGAGUUGAGCAUGCAGCGCCAGGUGCUGAGUAUGAAGCUGAAGCAGCAGCAGGAGAUUCUGGCCCGUUACAGGCUUGUAAAAUCCGAAUCGCACUCGGCUAGUGGAUAGUGUUGUCAUCUAGAACAACUAUCUGCUUAAAGCGGCGGCGGCGGCGUAGAGCUAGGAGCCCUACCAUAUAUAUAUAUGUAUCCUAUUUUUUGCGAUUUAUCUUUUGAUUUAACUUCGAUUCUUUCUUGACCUUAAGCCUUAUAAACAUGAUUUUUUUUUUCUGUGGAGAACUUCAAUAUCAGUUGGUAGGUUAUUUUUAAUGAUUUGCUUGCUUCAUACAUUUUUUUUUUUGUACUAUUCAAGAGGGGUAGUGUACAAGUGAUUUAACAAAUUUGAUUUCUUUAAUGUGAUAUAUAUAUGAUUUUCUUUCCGCACGUCUUGAUUUGGCAUGGAAAUUAACGAAAACGGUCUUAUGGAAUCAAGUUGAAGUGUUUUUUUUUCGCUGCAUAUACUACAAUAUAUACACGUAGGACUAGGUUUAACUAACGUUUAGGGGUCUGUAUAUAACAUAUGAUAUAGGUUACAUUAUAGUUAUUUUUUUGAAUUAGCUACUUAACCAUGAAGUAAACAAAAAGGAAAACAAGAUUUAAGGAAAGAAAGAAAAACACAAAAAAUAAGGACAAAGAACCAAACAAUGAAAAGUGAAAGUAAUAGUGAAGAAAGUAAGAAGAGGGAGAGGAAGAGGAAGAGAAGAAACACAAACACACGAAAAGGGAAACACAAAAAAGAGAAAAACAAAAACGGAUACGGAAAACAGACAAAAGUUACAACGAAAGAGCCACAAAGAGGAGAUAGAAGAGCACACAAAAUCGGAAGUGAGAACGAUGAGAUAUAUUUAGGAAUUAGUAUAGCUAAAAGUAGAACUUUUGGUUGGUAUACCCCCCAAAAAUGGAAAUAAAGAGCCGGCUUCAAAUGGUUCCAAACUUCUUGACGAAGCAAUACGGAACACAAUAUUUCAAACUUGGUUCAUUAGUUUACCUAGAACUUACCCCUAAAACUAUGGAUACAUCUUUUUUACAUGCGCUUUUGGGUUCUAUAUCUUUUAAGACGCAUCCUUGGAGCAGUAAAGAAACCCGAAAUGCAUACACACCUCAAUGCUUUUGCUUAGACCCUCAGAUAUCCUCCCGCUAUUAACCAUAUAUGUAUAAAUAAAUAUAUAUAUGUAUGUUAGAUGACGCGAAGAUGAAAAGAAAACGCUUUUUAUAUACACCCUAAAAACAAAAACUUGAACUCUACUGCCUAUAUUGAGAAAAUACAUUUUAUUUGCUAUGAAGAUUCAAAUAUGAAUGUAGUUAUAUCCGUGUGCAUAUAUGGGAACCUUUUUACAAUCAUUAUCUUUUAUUUUUUUUUUGCUACACCUAGGUAUACAUAUAUAUAUAUAUAUAUUUUUUAACUGAUAACUAUGCAUAUGAAAUGCGCAAAACUUAACGAAAACAAAACGGAAUUAAGGAAACUUUAAACUAUUUAAUAGUGCUAAAACUAAACGAAAACCUCUCGAGAAUAGCUGAUAUAUAGAUAGGAAGAGAGAGAGAGAGAGAGAGAGGGCGAAAGAGUGGAGAAAUUGGCUGCAAAGUUUGUGAUUGGAGUUACGAGAGACCCAGAGCGAUAUAUACACCCACGACCCAAGACCCAAGAGAAAACUCAAACUUUUGUGAGCUGUUUAACUGUCGAUUUUUUGCUAAUAAGUUAUAGCCUCUCGGCAAUAUGUUAUAUAUGAUUAACGAUUAUACCGAUUGUUUACACGCAUCUAAAUAUCAACUAAAUAACUACUACUAAACUAAAGGACAUGGAGCAUUAAGCGAAUGCUAUUGAAGUUAAAAGCGCAUGAGAGAAUAUGUAGGAAAACACGAACGCGAUUCUAUGGAAAUGUCAACUGUUAUUUAGGUUUAGACACACAAAGAACACACAUGAUAUAUAUAUAUGGAUAUUCGAUAUAUAGAUAUAUUUGAUGACCAGAAAUUGAAUGAGAUCGCGAGGGAGGUUAUAUAGGUAAUAAUUCCUAUAUAUAAGCAGUAAAUUUCUUAGUGUAGGGCGACGUUUCAACGACAUUUUUUUAUGUGAGUUCUAGGCUAAUGGCUAAUACCUACUAAACCUAUACCCAAAUAUAUAAACAUAUAUAUAUAUAAUCUUAUAAUUUUUUUUGUUUACCACUAGCUUUACGUUUGAACCCAUGAAAUAUUUUGUAUCUUAUACUUUUUCUUCAUUACGCCGCCGCAAAACUUCUUGAAAAGCAAACUUCUUAACCCUUCUUUCUUUUUUGAAUAAUUAAAUUACACUAAAAACUUGUUAAAUGGAAAAAAAAUUACAUAUACGUGGACAAACAAUUAAAGAGUAAAUUUUUUGUAUUGUUUCGACCAAAAAAAAAAAUGUGUACACACUGUAAAUAGCAAUCUCGUUAAAUAAUAGUUACACACGCCUACAAAAUAGCGAACCCAAAACCCAA